UUGAGUCUAGACCAACUCGUGAGGGAAUACACAUGUCACUCAAAAAUGUCAGUGACAAUGACACUCGGAGAUUGACAUUUUGGUUUCAUCUCUGCAGACGAUCUGCAGAUGUUUCGUCUUUGGCUCAUAAUGGCUUAAAAGUGUUUGUUUCUUAGUUGAUUCCACAUUGUAUCCAAGAAGACUCUUUCCAAACAUGGAGCCGAUUAUUUCUCUCCGUAUCACCAAGACCACCGUGGGCCUGAUUGGUAUCUUAGGCAAUGGUCUCGUCUGCAUUGUCAUUUAUUUUGCCAAGUCCAUGCACACCAUUACCAACCUGUUUAUCUUCAACCAAGCCAUCGUGGAUUUCCUCGGUUGUUUGUUGCUGAUUCUCGGCAGCAACGUCCCGGUGCCGGACCCCUUGCCUUCCGGUCCGGCCGGCGCCUUCUUGUGCCGGGUUUGGGUCUCGGAUGCCCUCCUUUGGCUGUCGUACUCGGCUUCUACAUUCAGCCUGGUCAUGCUUACAUUCGAGCGAUACUUCGCCAUCGUGUACCCGUUCAGAUACCGGGCGAUGUUUGCUCACGAGCGCCUAGUGCCAGGGGUGAUGAUCGCGGCGUCUUGGCUGAUCGGGGUCUUGGUGGCUAUAUACGGCGGUGCCAUUUUUGCUCCGGUGGACGACCACUGCGUCCCCGUGAACAUCCCCGGGGCUAGCGUGCUGGGCCUCCUCAUCAUCUGCCUGCAGUAUGCGCUCCCUUUCGUCUUCAUGGUCUUUGCUUAUGUAAGUAUCAUCCUGGAGUUGAGGCGGAGCUCAGCACGCGUCGGUGUCUUCGUGCCAAGUCAGGCUACCACGGGGGAGACAUCCUCAAAUCAUGACCCCAACCGGGUGUUGGAGCCUCGUCUACCGCACGACCCACUCCGUCGCGCCCGGCUCAACACCAUGGCCACCCUGGUGAUCAUCGCAGGGGCUUAUGUGGUUUGCUGGACACCCAACGAGGUCAUCUUCUUCCUCUUCAAUCUUGGUUGGCAACUGGAUUUCUCCAGUCCCCUAUACGUCGUAUCAGUCGCUCUAGUUGCCAUCAACUCGUGUGUCAACCCACUCAUCUACGCCAUCAAAUACAAGCAGUUCAAGCGGGCCAUGAAGAUGCUGUUUCGGCGCGAGUCGGAGCCUUCCCACGCGACCAUGGAGACAGAGAUGAACCCAUGAUUAUUCCACUCUUUACGCACAAGCACAGGCUAAAAACAACUCCAACUCGCAAUUUCCAAUAUCCAUCAAUAUAAAAUAACUACUUAUAUGCUUAAUAUGGGCUGCUUAAAUCUGACAUAUUGAAAACUGGCUCUUUCGUUUAUGACUUCAUUGCACGGA
Molecule: messenger RNA, 1339 nt
Organism: Patiria miniata (bat star)
Lineage: Eukaryota; Metazoa; Echinodermata; Asteroidea; Valvatida; Asterinidae
Product: beta-3 adrenergic receptor-like
Exons: 1
Coding region: 194-1180 (328 amino acids)
Biological process (GO): G protein-coupled receptor signaling pathway
Cellular component (GO): membrane
Molecular function (GO): G protein-coupled receptor activity
Source: RefSeq, a predicted model, not a curated record